Molecule: messenger RNA, 4603 nt
Organism: Nerophis ophidion (straightnose pipefish)
Lineage: Eukaryota; Metazoa; Chordata; Actinopteri; Syngnathiformes; Syngnathidae
Gene: cog1
Product: component of oligomeric golgi complex 1
Exons: 17
Coding region: 1609-4500 (963 amino acids)
Biological process (GO): intra-Golgi vesicle-mediated transport
Cellular component (GO): COG complex; Golgi apparatus
Source: RefSeq, a predicted model, not a curated record
UGCUAGCGAGCGGACGAGAGGCAGUGCAACUGUCAGUGUAAGUUGUAAGUUGUAAGUAAGUGUAAGUUGUCAACAUGUUCGGCAUUUGUUGUUCCUGGCACACGGUAGCUAGAAGGAUUUUAAUAUCAGUGGUGUGAUUUACAUUGUGUUUGUGUCUGUUUGCGUGUGUGUGUGCUGUAGGUUUUGAAGGAUGUCAAUGAAAAGAAAACUGGAUAUAAGAGACUUCUUUAGGAGUCAAACUGUAAGUUACUUCAAGGGUGUACAGAGGCUCAACAAUAUUGAAUAAUUCAACAAUAUAUCACUCCAGUCACGCCCCUUAGAGUGCUAUAAUGAGCAUAUACCAUGGACUGGAGUGAUAUAUUGCUUUUAUAAAACGGUUACCAAUACAGGCAAUAUGAAAUAGGAAUACCCAAUCAAUUUAAUGUAGUUUUGUUCAACCAGAAAUACAUAUUAUCCAAUAAAAUAGCCUCACUGUGGAAAAAAUAGUCCCACCUAUCCAGACGUUAGCUCCAAAUUAGCACUGCGUCUCGUCUUUUCCUCCGCUUUUUUUCAGGGGAAAGUCAAUGCUCAGUCCCCUCUACCAUUGUUAACCCUCCCCGUAGGUGAAAGUUAACCUUAAACAUGUGAAUUCAACUACUUUAGUCCGUUUUUUAACAUCGCAAAAACAUCAGCUGUCUUUUUCUACGGACUGCAACUGUCCGUUGUCAUGGAUACAUGACAACAACUUCUAUUCAUACCAGUCAUACGUGCCUGAGGCGGAGUGAUAGCCUGCGCUGUGAUAAGGCUUUAGAAUAGUAACUGUGCUCAAUAUUUAAACCACGGUUAACAGCCAAUCAGAUCGCCGGAUUUCACCUUUCCGUUUUAUUUUUUUUAUUUUUGGGGGGUUUUAUGCAGUACAAAAGCAGCAAUAGAAAGAAGUAGAUGAAGGGAAAAAUUGUGAGUGAUUUAAACACAAGUUGGGGAAAAGAUUAUUACAGUUCAUUUAUGUUUAUUUACAAUGUUGUAUUGCAUGAAUGUAUUUCUGAUGUUGUUGAUGGACUGUAGGCUAUGUUAAUUGACAGUAUGAUGCACAGUUGUACUACAGCCCUAAACUAAAGAGUAAAGAUGAGAACUCUUCGAAGUUGUCUCCUUUGCUUUCAUUUUAGUUACUUUACCCUAUAACCAGGGGCGUCGCCAGACAGAUUUCACUGGGGCACGUGCCCCAGUGUUGAUCUGCAGUGCCCCAGUGAAAAUUUCACCAAUAAAAAAAAACGCUUCAGAGUUUUAAGUCUACAUAACAUAGACAACAGCGCACAUACUACUUAGUAUGGUAAUUGAUUGCUACUGUAUUCACUCCACGUAACAAUGAGCACAUGGCUAAUUAAUAUGGUAAUUUAUUCACGUGUGGAUCGAGACUUCGGUUGAGAGAGAGAGAGAGAGAGAGAGAGGGAGAGAGGGAGCGACUGCAAAUCACUGCUGAGGUGGAUAUCAGAAAGUUAUUCACCCGCAGCAGGGAAGAAGCAGCAGGAAUGAGAGAUGAUCGCGUCUAUGACGCAUUUGGCCUACGUGGAUACCGGAAAUGCAACUCUUCCACUUCCGGGUUGUCUAUCCCGCUGAUUUGCAAGCGAGAUGACCGAAGCCUCGACCUCGUCCGUCCGUGUGGCGGACAUCAAGGACCCGGUGGUUCUGUUCGAGCGCUACAGCACCGAGGAAAUCCGCGGCAUUGAGUGCAAAGUCCGCGGGCAGAUCGAGCAGAAGAAGGAGGAGCUCAGGCAGAUGGUGGGAGAACGCUACCGGGACCUGAUCGACGCCGCGGACACCAUCGGAGAGAUGCGGCACAGCUCGGCCAGCGUGGUCCAGUCCAUCCAGGACAUGCACCGCUACUGCCAGGGCCUGAAGCAAGGCAGCAAAGUGGGUGCGAGCACCAGCAACCCCGAGCGGCAGAGGCAGGAGACGUUCUACAUAAUGGCCUCUCAGAUCAAGCUCCUCUUGGAGAUCCCAGAACGCAUCUGGAGUGCCAUGGAGGCCUCCCACUACCUUCAGGCCACUCGGCUCUACCUGCUGUGCUGCCACCUUCACAGCCUGCUGCACCUGGAGGCCGCCACCGGGGGUCACUACAGUCCCGUCCUGGCUCGCUUCCCCAUCAUUGUGAGGCAGGUCGCCACCACCGCUCACUUCAGGUCCACCAUUCUUCUGGACAGCAAGUCUCUGCUGCGAGGUCGAGCCGUGUCGGAUCAGGCAAUUGCUGAGGCUCUGCUGUCCACCAUGCUGCUGGAGGACAGUUCGCCACGCCAGGUGCUAGCUGACUUCCUGUUGGCACGGAAGGCCUCCAUCCAGCACUUGCUCAACCAGCCACAGCAUGGGGCAGGUGUAAAGGCCCAGGUGUGCAGUCUGGUGGAACUGCUGGUGACUACUCUGUUCCAGGCUUAUGCUGUGUUCUACACGUCCUCAGAGGGAGGAGCGCGGCCCGGGGAGGCCACCCUCGGCUGUGGCCUGCUCUUCUCCCUUCUGGAAAAUGUCACCUCCUCUGCACCUGCAGGUAAAGGCACAGGUGUGCUGGAGGAACACACCAGCACGGGCAGCUGGUUCAGGUAUCUUCCUCGCUCCGUCACAGACUUCCAGCCCACGCUUCGUACGCUGGCACAGCCAAUCCAGAGGGAGCAGCUGCGGGACACCUUGCAGCAGUGGAUCCAUACAUGCAAGGAGGACAUCUGCCACGGGGUCAGUAGCCUCCUGGUUUACGUGAAGAGCCUGAAGGGACUAGCAGCCAUCAGGGACGCCGUGUGGGACCUCCUGUCCACGGACUCCAUCCAGCGUCACUGGAGCACAGUCUGCCAGCGGCUGCUGGAGCGCCCUUUGGCUGUCUGGGAUGACUUCCUGCAGCAGCUCUUCCUCCAACGCCUACAGGCUAUAACCAAGGAGGAAACUGAGGCCAUCUCCGUGAGUUCUGUCCAGCUCCUCACCUCAGCUGUGAGGGAUCUGGAGGAGCAGACCACUGCUUCUUGUUCGGGUUCAAACAUUUCGGCUCAGUACGAAGCAGACGUGGCCUCCUAUUUGUGGUCGGAAUCUGCGGGGGACCUGCUGAGCGACGCGGGUUGGGUCAGUGUGAGCCAGCGGGGGCAGCAGCAGAGAAGUGGUCUGGCCAUGAAGACCCAGGCCCUGACGCCCUGUGUUCAAAACUUCUGCUCAUCUUUAGACGGCAAACUGAAAGAAAGACUGGAUGACCUCCAGCAUUACCUUCCCUCCCAAAACACAGUUGUGGCUCCAUCUACUGAACAGAAGGAGAACACGCUGCCUUCCUCCUUCAACCGCUUCACAGACUCUCUGGCAGUGGAGGAGGCUUUACAAGAUGGCUGCCACACCUGCAUCCGCCGCAUCCUGUCCGCCAUCCGCACUGAACUGUCCGCGGCGCCUUCCGGCUACGCCUGCCCGAGUUCGGUUCUCUUCAUGGCCCGGCUGUGUCAGUCCGUGGCCGAGCUGUGUCCCAGCCUGAAGCAAUGCAUUGUGGGCCGCCAGCGAGCGGGCGAGGCCGCGGCCAAAGCGGCGAGCAGACAGAGCAAAAAGUUGGGUAAAAGUAAGGUGGCUGCAGAGGUCAACGCUGCUCAGGCCAAGUGGGCGGAGCUUAAGGAGGAGCUUGUGCAGUGCAGCUUGGAGGGCUACCGCAUCUGGAGCUCUGCCCUCUCAAAGACUCUGCUGGACUGCUUUGGCGCGGGCCUCCAUGCCGACUCUGCGGGCGCGGUCCUGACGACUGCCACUAGCUGGGAGGACCUGGAGAUCCAAGAAGAGGCUCAGUCCGGGAGCAGCAUCACGUCCAAAAUCCGUGUUCCCGUCCAGCCAUCUUGGUUUGUCCAGUCCCUCCUGUUCCGGCUGUGUGCAGAGGUGAACAGGAUUGGGGGCCACACUCUGCCACGAGCCACCCUGCACGAACUUUUGCAGGCAUGCCUGGACCAGGUCUUGCAAGAAUACCACCGACUCACACAGCAGACCCCCGGGGAAGGUAUCUUUCCAAUGACCCAGAACCGAGCGCUACAAAUGAUGUUUGACCUCUGGUAUCUUAACGCCACCUUGUCUGCCAAAAGAUCACCACAAGACCCAAGAAUGCAGGCGGUCUGUGAUUGGCUGGAGAGCCACAUCGAUCCCUUUGACCUGGACGUCUUCACAACUCCCCUCAAUGCAAACCUCCAUCGUCUGUGCCAGAGGACAUCCGUGCUGUUUGGGCUGCUGACAGUUUUGGAGAAACCGUUCGGAUGGCGGAGCAGCAGCGCGACCUCGCAGGAGCCUCACAACAUCCUUCCUCUCUCCAGCAGUCCCAUCAGGUUUGGUUUGUUGCCUCUCAGCAUGUCCGGUCUGCAUAAAUCCAAGAUUGCCACCAAAAGUUCCAAUUCUCACCAGCUGACUUCAAAGGCAGAAAAUGGCCGUUUGAAAGCAGGAAGCAUCUUCCGCCAGCUGGCCGAUCAGGAAGAAGACUCGUCUUCUCCGGCUUUGUUCAAACUUCCUUGGUUGUCUGGGAUGACCAAAUAACUUUCAAAAUAAAGGUGAUGAAUAUUUUUUCUAUAUUUGACGUGUAAAGUACUUUGUUUGCAUCUAUGGUUGGACUUUCUAAAUAAAGUUGCUCUGGUAUUUA